This is a messenger RNA of Fusarium graminearum PH-1, 912 nucleotides long. RefSeq lists its product as uncharacterized. The transcript is spliced from 3 exons. The annotation marks the transcript as partial. Lineage: Eukaryota; Fungi; Ascomycota; Sordariomycetes; Hypocreales; Nectriaceae. The record is from RefSeq and is a predicted model, not a curated record.
UGCUGUCUUGGUAACUUUGCAGUUGCCGAGUCCCAUCUAAACGGCCUAGCGAUCUAUUUGUCUACCAAGGACAGGGAAACCCUUCGUCAAGAGUGUGACUGUGAUGUUGACUUGGAGCUGACGGAUCGCUACCUUGUAGUAGCCAGCAACAUGAUACACAGCACCAAAAGCCGCUUGGCCGAAGUUGUCCCACCCGAAGUAAUAUCACAACCAUUAGAUACAGACCUGGAGGUCCCAGAACUAAGUCGCAUGAUCCAUAAAAUGCAUCUCAGCGAGGCCAAUGGUCCUGAACUUCGCUUGCGGGCUUUUCGGAUGGUUCCUUUUUUCUUCGGAUCCAUUCCACCAGGACGUGAGCCAAAAGAUCUCGACAUGUUCCCAGCGAUUUCUAUACUUCGACCAAUCACAGAACUAGCAAUGCCGACAAAUUCGAAAGACCGUGGCGAUCCGGAUAUUCCCAUGCCUUGGAAUGUUUGGAACAGCGGAGCUCCUUCAAAGCUACUCUAUACAGUCAUCACAGCGCACAUCCAGUCGUUCUCGAAUAAAAUACCACUCCCGACUCAUGGCGAGCCUGUCUAUGUGUCAGGAUGGUCUGGGUUCUGCUCCGCUGUUGACUUUUAUCUCACCACCGUUCUUGCCGUCUGCAAUCAAGGUCUUCCUCCACAGAGAGUACUGCAUUAUCUCAAAGUCGACAUUGUUAAACGAGAUUUGCAAAAUGGGCCACCGUUAUUCGAUAGCAUGAACACCGAGACGCGUAACUUAUGGUUCUGGAAGGCGUUUAUGUGCGCGUUGAGAACUUUGUGUCUUGAUUCGGAGCUGGAUGAAGUAUACGAGAGUCUCAACUUGGAAAGACGCACACUGUAUAUUGUCAUAUGUGGUGUGGCCAACUGGUCCGGUCAAAAGGGAGUUAUGUAG